AUGGCUUCCGCUCGCUCUUUGAUGCGCCUGGGCUCCAGCCGCUCAGCGGCUUCAGCUGUGAGGCUCAAUGCCCCCCGCACAUUCUCGUCAGCGGCCUUCCGCUAUGCCGCCAAGGCAUCGACAGAGCCCAGCGCCCCAGAGCCUGAGAACAUGCGCCAGGCGCAACGGCCUCCUACCGGCCCUCUCCGCGCCCCUGUCGUCAACCCCGCCGACAAGUACCAGAACAUGUCCGAUGGCCUCCACAACUACGGACAGUACAUUAUGUCGUGUUUGCCGAAAUACGUCCAGCAGUUCACCGUCUGGAAGGAUGAGCUCACAGUGUACACUGCUCCUGCUGGUGUCGUCCCCGUCAUGAGCUUCUUGAAGAACCACACAUCCGCCGAGUACACACAGAUCUCCGAUAUCACCGGUGUGGACUUCCCUACCCGUGACCAGCGUUUCGAGGUGGUCUAUAACCUGCUCAGUGUUCGAUACAACUCUCGUAUUCGUGUGAAGACCUAUGCCGACGAGGCCACUCCCGUCCCCAGUGUCACCGGUCUGUUCGAGGGAGCUCUUUGGUAUGAGCGUGAGGUCUACGAUAUGUUCGGCGUGUUCUUCUCCGGCCACCCCGAUCUCCGUCGUAUCAUGACCGAUUACGGCUUUGACGGUCACCCUCUGCGCAAGGACUUCCCUCUCACCGGUUACACUGAGCUCCGGUACGACGAGGAGAAGAAGCGCAUUGUUAUUGAGCCUCUUGAGCUCACCCAGGCCUUCCGCAACUUCGAGAGUGGCACUACCGCCUGGGAGCCCGUUGGCUCCGGUCAGGACCGGAAGCCCGAGUCUUUCAAGCUACCAACUCCAAAGCCCGAGCCUAAGGAGGAAGAAAAGAAAUAG
Messenger RNA from Penicillium oxalicum, 873 nucleotides. Its product is annotated as complex I 30 kDa subunit family protein. Bases 1 to 873 code for a protein of 290 amino acids. Gene Ontology annotation, molecular function: NADH dehydrogenase (ubiquinone) activity. The transcript is spliced from 3 exons. The record is from RefSeq and is a predicted model, not a curated record. NCBI's taxonomy places the organism in Eukaryota, Fungi, Ascomycota, Eurotiomycetes, Eurotiales, Aspergillaceae.